AUGUCCACUCAUAGUAGCUCUGAGUUACUUCCUGCUCACCAACGACGAUCAAACUCUAUUUUGAGUGCUAGUUCUCGAAAGGCUUGGGAAGACGAUGAUAAUGGACAUCGAUUAUCAUCAUCAUCGUCUGGUCGAUUAGAUACAGCACAAGGACAUACUGAAUUGAAAACUAAGGUUGACAAUUUUGACGAUAAUGAUCAAAUAACAUCGAUAGAAGCUCGAGAAGGUGGAAAGCGAGUAGCAGGCACUACACCUGAUUCUGGUUUGUGGCCAUCUAUUAAACGAUUUUUGUCAGCUCAAUAUAUUAAGAUCAGUAUUGAGGAUGAUCGUGCUCAAAAUCUCUACUGCUAUUUCAGCUUUCUGCUAGCAAGAGAUGAAAGAAAAACUUUUUGA
Messenger RNA from Trichoplax adhaerens, 393 nucleotides. RefSeq lists its product as uncharacterized. NCBI's taxonomy places the organism in Eukaryota, Metazoa, Placozoa, Uniplacotomia, Trichoplacea, Trichoplacidae. Bases 1 to 393 code for a protein of 130 amino acids. The transcript is spliced from 2 exons. The record is from RefSeq and is a predicted model, not a curated record.